Puccinia graminis f. sp. tritici CRL 75-36-700-3 is the source of this 897-nucleotide messenger RNA. RefSeq names its product electron-transferring-flavoprotein dehydrogenase. NCBI's taxonomy places the organism in Eukaryota, Fungi, Basidiomycota, Pucciniomycetes, Pucciniales, Pucciniaceae. The coding region runs from base 1 to 897 and encodes 298 amino acids. Gene Ontology annotation, molecular function: electron-transferring-flavoprotein dehydrogenase activity. Gene Ontology annotation, biological process: electron transport chain. The transcript has 4 exons. The record is from RefSeq and is a predicted model, not a curated record. Gene Ontology annotation, cellular component: mitochondrial inner membrane.
AUGACCCGGGCGUUGGGCGAACUGUGGCCGGAGUGGAGAGAGGACGGGAGUGCGCCGAUAGUGAUGAAGGCCAGCUCAAAAUCGAUGAAGUUCCUGACCGCCCGCUUGGCCUUCUAUCCCCCGCAGAUGAACAAUAAGGGCAACUACAUUGCCUCCCUCAGUAAGGUCCGUUGGUGGCUGGCCAAACAAGCCGAGGCCCUCGGCGUCGAGAUCUACUCGGGCUUUGCCGGUGCUAAACUGCUCCACUCGGACGAUGGCAAGGCCGUCCAAGGGGUCAUCACCAACGAUAUCAGCCUUGAUCGCUCCAGGAAACCCAAAGACCCGGAAUGGAGUUCCAUGCUAACAGGAUCUUGUUGGCCGAGGGCUGCCAUGACGGCAAAGACCCCCAGACCUACGAGAGACGGCAAAGACCCCCAGACCUACGGUCUCAGGAUCAAGGAAGUCUGGAGAGUUAAGGACGAUGUCUACGAGCCGGGUAAGGUCCUCCAUACUCUUGGCUGGCUACUUCAGCGGGACACUUAUGGGGGCAGUUGGAUAUACCAUCUCGAGGAUAACAUGGUCUGGUUGUUGGUCUGGAUUAUCCAAACCCAUACCUGUCUCCUUAUCAGGAAUUUCAACUUGGAGGACGAGCUAGGGAAGACGGGAAACGGGUCAGAUCUCAAGGCCGGACUGAUCACCGGACUGGGACUAUUUGCAUGGAAGCAAUUCAACUGGACUUUUGGCGAGCUGGUGGUCCGCAAGUUCUGUAAUCCUGGCAACCUUGAUCUCGCGAAAGAAAUGGUCCAUAAGUCCGAUGCUAUUCAUAGCUCUUAUCAGCUCGCUUCUCAUCACAUCCACCUCUACCUUUCUCAACUCAACUCGUUCAAUGACUCCAAAGCCAAGGCUGGCUUAGAAUGA